CUCUUGCCCGCCUUGUUCAGGCCAGAUCCCCUCUGAACCGUCUUCCCUGUCCAAGACGGCAGACGUAGGACUUCUCGACUCUUUCACGUCAAGCCAGAGAACUACGUAUCCAUGCCUUUCUUCAAGUCCUCGAACAAGUCUCACAGCUCGAUUGAAGAUAUCCGCACCGAGCAUCCACAUCAACAUCCCCAUCACCAGCCUCACCCUAGCGCAUCUUACGAUUUCGAUCCCAACCCUGACCGCUACAACCAACAGCCCCAGCUCGACGACGACUAUCAAUUCCAGCACCCUCAGUCUCAGGCUCAGGCCCAGCCUCAACCUCAUAGCCACUUGUCUCGCAGUCAGUCAGUCUCGGCCGGCGAGGUGUAUGGCGCUCAGCGACCAAGUGUGACCCUUGUACCCCCACCACCGCAACAGUCGGGCAUCCCUGAAGGACCACCACCGGUCCCAGGCCAAACAUUUUUCGGUCAAUCAAAGUCUGCUCGCAUUGAACGUGACGAAAAGCAAAAGAAGAGUAAGAGGAGUUUCAUAUCUGGACUUAUUAAGGAUAAGUCCAAGGACGAAGACAAGGACCGCGACAGGGAGAAAGGCACUGCUCCCGAGCGCAAAGGCAUCGGUCGCUCAAGCUCUGUGCACCUACUGAGGAAAUCACAGCCAGUUGACCAGAGCACACGAGAGUCUUAUUCACAGCAGACCUCGCCCAUCGACCAGAGCAGGCAUUCGGUAUAUUACCCUCACGUUGAUACCACCCCGGGAUCUUCUUCUGAGCAGCCUCAGUAUAUACGAAAUUUUGACUCCCCUCAGAGCCAUACGACCCAUUACUCGAUUGAUUACGAAGAAGACGCUCCUCAUUUUACCCCGGACCGUGAGCAACAACAGCAGUACCAGGCAUAUCAUCAAUCCGAGUCAGCGAGCAAUUCUGAACAGUAUCUUCCUUACCAAAGCCAGGUCCAGCGCCCGCGAGUGACUAACAUCGAGGCCGAUCAAUACAGACACCUGCGACCGCCGUCGCAAGCAUCCCUAGGCCCGCCAUCACCCACUGCCAAUCCCCCACACCCUCAAGGAUUUCAAGACUCCCGGCCCUCAACAUCUGCUACUAGCAGAUAUUCUGUGCGACUCGGGCCACAAGGUCCGCAGCAGCAACAGCAGGUAAUGGCAGGGGGUGAGGCACGAAACGGAAGCCUUCGCCAGCAACUUGCGCAACGUGACGCUCGCACUGAAGAUCAUAGUCAGGGGCAGUACCAGAGCUCCCAGGAUCCAAGAGUCAGAAUGUCACAACAAGGCUCUGAACAAGGCAGAAGCACCCCUCCCCCCAGAAGCAGAGAAGACAUCAGUCAACUGGACUACCAUCAGCUUCUUCAACGCCAUGAAGAGUUGCAAGCCAAAUAUUCCAAAGUCAAACGCUACUAUUUUGAGCGCGAAGCUCAAGUAACUCAACUACAAAACACAGUUGCAAAUCAGCGCAUGUCCAUGACAAGAACCUCACUGGAUGAUGCUCAGUAUACAGCCAGGUUCGAACGUUUAAGUCAGGCCAUCAACAAUUUGGCGUUCAAUAUCCGUAAAAACUGGCGUGCGGUCCCGCCAUGGCUUCGACAUGUUUGCAACCAAGACGCGCAUUCAAUUGGUACAAAGGAGAUGACAGCUGUCGGACGGGCUUGCAUCACUCGGUGGUUAUACGAAAGCAUAUUUGAACAUACAUUCCAUCCUGGGAUUGAUCCAACGCUUUCAGCUCAUCUGAAGAGUAUUGAACGCGCGCUUCGUCGUUCUGGCCAAGGCGGGAUGCUUUUCACUGACGAGCAGCGAGAUGACCUUAUUACCAAGCUCACUACUUGGAGACUGACAACGAUUGAAGGUCUUCAAGGAAUUCUUGCCUCGCCACAAUCCGAGCAAUACAUUGAAAACCUCAACAAGAGAUUUACUCACCAGCUUACUGACUCAUUAAAGGCCAAUCUCACAGAUCCUCCUCCUGUGGGCCUGAGUGAAGGCGUGGGCAUGAUUGUUAGCCAAGCAGUUGGUAUUGCGGCCAACAUCCCUCUCGAAUCUCGGGACAUCUGCAUUGAGUAUUUCAUGCCCGGCACGCCCGUGAAUGAAAUGUACAUGAAGGUUGAACCUCAAAUGACACCAUUGACCAAUCCCGGUCAGGACGAGCGCAUUCUGGCAAUGCAAGCAGCUCAGGCGCAGCAGCAGGGGCUACAUGAGGGCCAUGAUGGUGAUGGUAUGAGCACAGCGAGUGCAGAUGAAACAAGUCGAGAACGUGAUGUCGAAGCCGAGAUUCGUGAGGCAGCAGGAAAAGCAGCCUCACAACAAUCUCAAGGUCGCUCUGAAAGCAUUGCUACCCAAGGUGGCCAGACAACGGCGAAGAACCCGGACAAGCAAUCUAAGAAAUCGAGCUUUCUUGGGGGUAUCGUCGGCAAAAAAGGCCCAAUAUCUCGGGCAGACAGCAGAGCCACAGAAUCCAUGUCUAACAACGGCGGUGAGGAUCAGCGUGGCAAUGCUAGAGAUAGUAUGGCUGUUGAUCCGUCCCAACUAGCCCCUAUACCAGGUGCAAAUGAAGGACGUAUUCGGUUCGCAGCGUUCCUUGCCGUGGAGGUUAGAGGCAAAGGCCCGAAUUCCACUACUUCUGCUUCGGGAGGUAAUUCCGGCAAAGAGCCCGGGUCUGCUGCAGGCGGUGGCGUUAGGGAGUCAGCUGUGAAUGUCUUGUUCAAGGCCCCUGUCUAUGAGUAUUGAAGAAACCAGGGCCCGGGAUGCUAAUGCAGUGUCGCUGGCCCCUGUCACCCGGUCAGUCAGCAAUUCAGCGUUUUGAGCAUGUUGAGCAUUUUGAAGUUGGCGGAACCGUUGGAGCGAAAGGUCACACCGUGAAUGGGCUGGAUAAUACCUGUUGCUGACUGAUAAUGAUGAUUUUGGAUGGAUAGAAGAUCUGGCGACCUUUUUCUUUCGCAAUGUUGGAAUAUAUCCGUUGAUACACCGUAAAGAGGAUCCCAUGCUAUUUCCGAGUAGUCGGCA
Messenger RNA from Exophiala oligosperma, 3003 nucleotides. RefSeq lists its product as uncharacterized. NCBI's taxonomy places the organism in Eukaryota, Fungi, Ascomycota, Eurotiomycetes, Chaetothyriales, Herpotrichiellaceae. The record is from RefSeq and is a predicted model, not a curated record. The coding region runs from base 112 to 2727 and encodes 871 amino acids. The transcript has a single exon.